AUGGAACCAGGGAAUACCACACAAAUUACAGAAUUUUAUCUUCUGGGACUUUCAGAAGAACCAGAAUUGCAACACAUCAUAUUUGGGAUUUUCUUCUCCAUGUACCUAAUCACAGUGAUUGGAAACCUGCUCAUCAUCCUGGCCACCAUCUCAGAUUCCCACUUGCACACACCCAUGUACUUCUUCCUUUCCAACCUGUCCUUUGCUGACAUCUGUUUCUCCUCCACCACUGUCCCAAAUAUGCUGGUGAACAUCCAGACACAGAGCAAGGUCAUCACUUACGCAGGCUGCAUCACCCAGAUGGACUUUUUUCUACUAUUUGCAGGGUUGGACAUCUUUCUGCUGACUGUGAUGGCCUAUGACCGAUAUGUGGCCAUUUGUCACCCCCUGAAGUACACAAUCAUCAUGAACCCCCAGCUCUGUGUAUUGUUUAUCCUUACUGCCUGGAUCAUGAGUGUCCUGAAUUCCUUGUUACAUAGCUUAAUGGUGUCACAGCUAUCCUUCUGUACAGAUUUGGAAAUACCCCACUUUUUCUGUGAACUUAAUCAGGUGGUCCACCUUGCCUGUUCUGACACCUUUCUUAAUGAAAUGGUGAUGUAUUUUACAUUGGGGUUUGUAGGUGGUGGAACAUUUUCUGGUAUCCUUUGUUCUUAUUCUAAGAUAGUUUCCUCUAUACGUAGAAUCUCAUCCACGCAGGGGAAGUAUAAAGCAUUUUCCACCUGUGUCUCUCACCUCUCAGUUGUGUUCUUAUUUUACUGUACAAGCAUGGGUGUGUACCUUAGUUCUACUGCUUCCCACAGCUCAUACUCAAGUGCAGCAGCCUCAGUGAUGUACACUGUGGUCACCCCCAUGCUGAACCCCUUCAUCUACAGUCUGAGGAAUAAAGACAUAAAAAGAGGUCUGAAACAAUUAAUCACAAGAAAGCAAUAA
This is a messenger RNA of Tupaia belangeri chinensis (Chinese tree shrew), 930 nucleotides long. RefSeq names its product olfactory receptor 7A17. Gene Ontology annotation, molecular function: G protein-coupled receptor activity; olfactory receptor activity. NCBI's taxonomy places the organism in Eukaryota, Metazoa, Chordata, Mammalia, Scandentia, Tupaiidae. The coding region runs from base 1 to 930 and encodes 309 amino acids. The record is from RefSeq and is a predicted model, not a curated record. Gene Ontology annotation, cellular component: membrane. The transcript has a single exon. Gene Ontology annotation, biological process: G protein-coupled receptor signaling pathway.